This is a messenger RNA of Seminavis robusta, 663 nucleotides long. The record is from the annotation of a GenBank genome assembly. Lineage: Eukaryota; Bacillariophyta; Bacillariophyceae; Naviculales; Naviculaceae.
AUGGACGCCUCGGACGAACCCGAGCGUUGGUGCCUCCAAAUGUACAACAAAAUUGCUUCGGCUCCUGGAGAUUUGACGGGUCUCAAUGUGUUGGAAGUGGGAAGUGGACGCGGUGGUGGAUCCUCCUAUACCAAAAGGUAUCUUCAUCCCGCAAAAAUGACGGGUCUGGAUUAUUCCUCCAAAGCCGUCGAUUUUUGCCAAGAAAAACACGCCAAAAACGUCCCCGGGUUGACCUAUUUGCAGGGGAAUGCCGAAGACUUGCCCUUUGGAAAUGACGAAUUUGAUGUGGUCAUCAAUGUGGAAUCUUCCCAUUGCUAUGGCCAUUUUGACAAGUUCUUAUCCGAAGUAUACCGUGUCCUCAAACCCGGUGGUCAGUUUUCCUGGGUGGAUAUUCGCAAACCUGAUGCGCUGCCGGGUGUGGAAAAAGAGUUUGCCAAGUCUGGCUUUACCGAACUAAAAUCGGAGGAUGUCACCAAAAAUGUGGUGGCUGCCAUGUCCAAAUCAGGGGAGAAUAGAUUGAAACUCAUUCAACGUCGCGUCCCCAAGUUUGCACAACCCAUCUUUCACAGUUUUGCCGGAGUGGAGGGAACGCAACCCUACAAGGAACUCACCAACAGAGAAGUCGUCUACACUCAUAAACUACUGAAGAAGGCCAGCGACUAA